UCACUUGUCCGGAUUUGCUGUGCGCUUCACUGGAAAUUGCUACAUUGGUACAAGUCGAUGAUUUGUUAGUGCACGUCAUCAGACCUACUUGCUUGCUUGUUGCCUAUUUGACCGAAGUGGAUCUGUACGUAAAAAAAGAAAGAAAAACAAAGAAAAUCAAACAAACAAAGGUUAACCAACAGAAAGAGAACCGGCAGCAUUUGCUCUCUCAUACGUUUAGCAUAGGCUACGGUUCGAGCUGUUUGUUUGAGCAAUUUGAGGGCAACAACAGCUAACGGAACAUGGCUGGUGUGAUGACAGGUUUUGGUAACUUCACUCACGCCGUUGUACGAGCUAUCCCCUCAUCCCUUGCUAAAGAGGCACUGAGGAUGAACGUUUUGGACGUGGACCUGGUGAAAGCUCAGCGGGAGCAUGAGGUAUAUGUUGGGGUUCUGAAGCACAAACUCGGGCUGCAGGUGAUAGAACUCCCCGCCGAUGAGUCACUCCCGGACUGUGUGUUCGUGGAGGAUGUCGCUGUGGUUUGCGGUGACACCGCUCUGAUCACCAGACCCGGGGCAGAGAGCAGAAGGAAAGAGACAGAGGCCAUGCGGCGAGCUCUGAAGGAGCUGGACCUAAACAUCGUUGAGAUGUCAGAUGAGAACGCCACUCUGGACGGAGGAGACGUCCUCUUUACAGGUAGAGAAUUUUUCGUGGGGCUUUCCAAACGCACCAAUCAGAAAGGAGCAGAGAUCCUGGCCGAUGUGUUCAAGGACUAUGCCGUAUCCACUGUCCCUGUCACUGAUGGCCUACACCUGAAGAGCUUUUGCAGCAUGGGAGGACCAGGCCUCAUCGUGAUUGGCACCAGCGAACCGGCUCAGAAAGCCCUGAAGAUCAUGCAGCAGAUGAGUGACCAUCGCUACAACAAGCUGACGGUGCCUGAUGACAUUGCAGCCAACACCAUCUACAUGAACCUCCCCAGCAAAGGCCAUGUACUGCUACACUGCACCCCAGAGGAGUUCCCAGAGAGUGCCAAAGUGUUUGAGAAGCUGAAGGACCACAUGUUGAUCCCAGUGUCGAACAUGGAGAAGGUCAAGGUGGACGGAGCCCUCACCUGUUGCUCCGUUCUCAUCAACAAGAAGCCCAAAGUCUGAUCUGAGCAUGCUCCGUUAGGGGUCUCUCAGGCAGACCUGGAUUCAAAUACUAUACUUGAAAUCUUUCACAUACUUUGAUGUGCCAGGAGAGCGGGGUUUGCAAUUUUGGAACUAUACUAUUGGGCCAUUGUUAAGCCAGGCAAGCUUAAUCAAGCAGACAAUGUAUUUAACAUGAUUCUGAAUAGUAUUUGAAACCAGGUCUGCUCUCAGAGCAGGGUCAGCCCACUGCUGCCCCCUUGCCAGAAACAAGUCUGCUUGUGUUACCCCUCGAUAACAGAAUGUUAUCCAGGCUACCCCCCUCUGAAAGUGUCUGUUUCUGCUGUGUUACCCCUCGAUAACAGAAUGUUAUCCAGGCUACCCCCCUCUGAAAAUGUCUGUUUCUGCUGUGUUACCCCUCGAUAACAGAAUGUUAUCCAGGCUACCCCCCUCUGAAAGUGUCUGUUUCUGCUGUGUUACCCCUCGAUAACAGAAUGUUAUCCAGGCUACCCCCCUCUGAAAAUGUCUGUUUCUGCUGUGUUACCCCUCGAUAACAGAAUGUUAUCCAGGCUACCCCCCUCUGAAAGUGCUCAUGUGUCAAUCAUUCCCUGUGCUUACUGGUCAAUGUUUACAACCCUUUAAAACAACCACGUACAAUAGAACACUGGAGAGGCCAAAAGGAUGGUGGAGGAUCUAUAUCAUGUUACGGUAUAGUGCAGUAUGCGUAGUGCAGGAGCCAGUUUAUGAUGAAUAAACAAAAAGCAAAUCCGCCAAGAUACAUUUCCAAUCAUCUGCUGAUUGCGCUCUCCGUAUUUCAUUUAGGAUUCAAUUCAUCAUGAUUCAUAGUCAUGCCAUGUAACAAGUACAAGUUCUUAUUGAGGGGUGAAAAUGUAUGAAAUCCACCCAGUUAUCUUAAUAAUCUGGAAAUUGGCAUAAUGAGUGGUUCCUCUCUCUGCCACGGAGACCUGAGUGCUCUUACUACAUUAUUGUUGAUUCAAAAAAGAAAUGUAUAUGAUUAUUGAACAGGAAUGUUGAUUGAUCCCUAGCUGAGAUGAUGGUGCUAGUUAUUCCAUUCAGCUGAACAUAGGGGUCAAUUCCUCUUAUUAAACUGUGAUUUCUGACGUCUAAAGCCAGGGUAGGAAACGAAUGACAAAAUGCACAUGCAAUUGUCAUCAAAAAAAUGCCUUUUAAAAACAGUCAUAGGAUGUUCAUUUUCCCACUACCCUGUGUCUUAACCUAAGCUGUUAUGAAGGACUGAGCACUACUUCCCUGCCGUGUAUGACAUGUUUGUAAUGACCAAUAUUUGUAAUUUCUCGUUACACACUUAUAACAUGUCUCAAUUUGCUGUGUACCUCCAUCUUAAGUGGCUUAAUAACUACUGCUGUAUAGUCUAGUCAAGAAGCCAUUAUAGGGGUUUCUUCGAUGUUUUAAAGCCCUUUAUUGUCCCUGUAUUGACUACUGUAUUCUACGGGUAACUGACACAAAUAAAGAAACACUUAAAUGAGGGAUACAAAAGUAUACUGAACACAAAUAUAAAAACACAACACGUAAAGUGUUGUUUCAUGAGCUGAAAUAAAAUGUCUCAUAAAUGUUCCAUACCCACAAAUUUGUUCAUAUCCCUGUUAGUGAGCAUUUCUCCUUUGCCAAGAGAAUUCAUCCACCUGACAGGUGUGGUAUAGCAAGAAGAUUAAACAGCAUGAUCAUUACACAGGUGCACCUUGUGUUUAUUAAACUGUGGGUUGCUACCAUGUUGUUGUCAUGUAGUGUUGCUACCAUGCUGUGUUGUCAUGUGUUGCUGCCAUGCUAUGUUGUCGUCUUAGGUCUCUCUUUAUGUAGUGUUGUGUUGUCUCUCUUGUCGUGAUGUGUGUUUUGUCCUAUAGUUUUAUUACAUUACAUUUUUAUUACAUUUAUCCCAACCCCCAUCCCCGCAGGAGGCCUUUUGGUAGGCCGUAAUUGCAAAUAAGAAUUUGUUCUUAACUAACUUGCCUAAUUAAAUAAAGAUAAAAAAUAAAUA
Molecule: messenger RNA, 3120 nt
Organism: Oncorhynchus nerka (sockeye salmon)
Lineage: Eukaryota; Metazoa; Chordata; Actinopteri; Salmoniformes; Salmonidae
Product: N(G),N(G)-dimethylarginine dimethylaminohydrolase 1-like
Exons: 6
Coding region: 282-1130 (282 amino acids)
Biological process (GO): positive regulation of nitric oxide biosynthetic process; arginine metabolic process
Molecular function (GO): amino acid binding; dimethylargininase activity
Source: RefSeq, a predicted model, not a curated record